Blepharisma stoltei is the source of this 17466-nucleotide messenger RNA. Lineage: Eukaryota; Ciliophora; Heterotrichea; Heterotrichida; Blepharismidae. The record is from the annotation of a GenBank genome assembly.
AUGGAAGGAAUUCACUUUUAUUCUUUGCCAGAAGCACUUUUUUCAUACUUAAGUGUGAGUGUGAUGCAUAUUACAACGGGAGUCGCGAAUGUUUUUACAAUUGAGGUAAAAUCACAACCGACUAAAACUGAUGUUUUUAUUAUUCAAUUUCCAACAAUUAAUCGAGACAGUUCAAUCGAACUCUUUGCGAAUGACUUAGGUACAGGAAUCAGUAAUGGCGAUGAGAUUGGCUGUGCUGGUGGGUCGACGGACACGAAAUGCUAUCUGCAUUAUGGAGAUAAAGAUCUAAAUCAUCCUGCAGAAAUCCAUAUUGUAAACCUUGUUUCUACGGAUCAAAGCACCGAGAUAAUUUAUACUUUAAUAAUACCAGGGAUUGUCAAUCCAGCUCUUACCGAUUCCUCUGGUGAUUAUGAUAAAGGAAUUGUUGAUAUAAGAGUUGUGAGGAUGUCACAAAACUUUAAAAUCCUAGGAGAAAGGACUGCCAAAAAUGUAUUCGCUGCAUCAGGAAAGGCUCCAGAUUCAACCUCAUUAACUUCAUCAGGUAUAUCAUUUUCUUUCUCCUACGGUGCACAAAAUCUUUUCACUUUUUCAGGUAUCCCCACAAACACAGAUUUUAUGCUAAUAAAAUUUGGGUUAGAUGGUUUCGAUUACUCAAAUAUUAUUGCCAAUGCUCCUAAUACAUUAAUAAAAUUUACUAAAGGCCCUUGAAUAUUCAUCACUCUAUCAUCAUCAGGAGGCAACUCACCUUUUAAAGCUCCAGGUCCAAUCCAUUCCAAAAUUGGUGGGUCAAAUAGCUUUUUAAUGAUUUUGGCAAAGAAUAGGAUAUGCACAAAUAAGUAUGAAUUAUCGGCUAAAAUUAUUAGCGAUGAUGAAAUUAACACUGGUGCUUUAAGUUAUACACCUGAAACUUUAAGCAGUUUCGAUCCAAUAUAUUGCUCUGGCAUUCAAAGCUAUAGGAGUUGAUCUUUUUCAUUCGGAUCAGGAACAGAUAGUGCAUGAAAUGCCCUUGGAAGCGCAACUAUCAAAUUUUAUGUUGCAGAUGGCAAUAAUGGAAAAUAUAGUGGGCUUGAUGGGUCAUUUCUUGUAUUCGGGACUAAUUCUGUUGAAAAAAAUGUAGUUUGGAGAAUUGAUCAAGGAAUUGCAUAUAUUUUUGGAGUGACCUUAAUCUACCCUUUCUCUAUUAAAUUGCUUAUUACAAACCCAGUAUCAAAUGCUGACGUGAUGAUAGAGGUAAGGACACCCCCCCUCAUUUGUCGAAUUUUCUAGUCUUUUUUUAUAAGAAUUUUUUUUUUCAGGACCUCAUUUGUCCCAAAAUCUAGUCAAAAAUGAUUUGUCCAAUUUUCUAGUCUUUUUUGGAUUUUUUUCGAAUGCCCUAAAUUCUAGUUUUUUACUUUAAAAAAACUAGAAAAUGAGACAAUUGAGGUCCUGAAAAUUUUUUUUCUCUAUCAAAAUUUGACUAGAAAAUUGGACAAAUGAGGUCCUAAAACAAUUUUUUUUUUCCUAUAAAAAAACUAGAAAAAUGGACAAAUGAUAAAAGACUAGAAAAUCGGACAAAUGAGGGGGGGUCCUUAUAUCAAGAUACUGAAUGCAAGAAUUUGUUCACAAAGAAGGCAUGGGAAGAUCCUUUAGAUGCAAGAUGUGGAAGCACUUAUCAUACUCUAUCUUCACCACCACAACCGAAAUUAAAUAAUGGAUCUGCAGGAACUAUAGCGCUUUCCCGAGGAUGGUGCGGAAUGGCGCCAUCCUCGGGAAAGUCAACUAAGCAUCCACACGGGAACUGGGAGUUCCACGUGUGGAUGCCAUUUUUGACAUGUGGGAUCCAAACUUCCACAUGUCAAAAUGGCAUCCACACGUGGAACUCCCAGUUCCCGUGUGGAUGCCUUCCUGGCUUUCCCGAGGAUGGCGCCAUUCCGCGCCAUCCUCGGGAAAGCGCUAUACCAGUUCCAGUUCAACAUAUUUGAAUAUCGUUUUUACCCCUUCUUACUCAAUGAAUAAAAUCACAGUUUGAACAGAUAUUUUUGCAAUCCCUUCAUCAGGGUAUAAAUCUACCUGCACAUCAUCAACAGUUCAGCAAGGAGGACAGAAUUUAUAUAAUAAUUCACCUGAUUGAGAUGGAUCUCCUGCCAAAAUUGACCUUGCCUUUUCAUACUCUAUUUGAGCUAGCACUUCCCAACAACUAACAGUAAAUGUCUAUCUGCCUUGCUCUGCAGCGAUCAGUUAUAAAGGAUAUGGCUAUAUCAGUAUUUUAACUUAUAAUGACGGCGAUAUUAAGGAAGGCUAUUCAUGGCCAGUUAGUUUUCCUAGUAGCAUAGGUUCAUGCUCAAUAAAUAAUAAUUAUUUAUAUGCAGGAAAGCCUAAUGUCCUGGACGUGAGCUUUAAUACAGGGGAGUUCGGAGUAGGAAAUCCUGAUUACUCAACUCUAGCUGGCGCUGGUAACACUUUGGGUCUUGCUAUAGAAGUAUCUUUCGAUAGCACGGAUUCUGCAUUAGGUCUUAAUUUGAAUACCGGAGAUUCACUGCCUUUCAAUUUUCAGAGCUCUUCUUCUUCUACUAAUUAUCCAAACUCAGAUUGAAACUGCUCACUUCGAAAAGGAAGCUCUUCUUCUCUUCAAGGAACCAUUUCGUGCUUAUUCAUGGAGACUCCUAAUGGCUCAGAGAAUAUGCAUGCAUAUUUUCCAAUGGUAAAAUUUCCUGCUAGUGGAGACUCUGAAAUAAAAGUUAAUUUCAUACUUUAUGGAAUCAAUAAAUUAUACUACAAGUUCUAUUCUAACAAAAUUAGCACUAUUGACGCAAGUAGCUCAUCUAAUGUAAAUGUUAAUUAUUCACCUGAAUUCUCUAAUGCAGGUGCCAUACCUAUAUGAACAUUUACAUUGAACGGACUCUCAUUUAUUAAUGGUGACUAUGUUUUGAUGAGGUUCGAAGGUUUAGAUAGCUCUUCAGCACCAACAACAUCUGAUGGAACUCUUGACAAUAUUAUAUCAUUUUCUAGCAAGCCAUGUCCCUGCAUUUAUGGUAAGUUCCUUGUGAAUUCAUCAUCAUCAACCUUAAAGCUGAAAAUAAGCAAUCCUUGAAUUAGUGGCGAUUAUACAUAUUAUGGCUAUGUCUAUUCAUCUUCAAAUGGCUUUCAACCAUUCUCUGGCACUUCUACUUUUGCGGCUAAUCAACCAGACUAUUCAAUAACAAAUAAAAACCCCCAUACAGCCAUCUGAACUCAGGAAGAUACUCAGCUUUAUAUAUCUGGGGCUUUUGACCAGGAACUCUCAAAUCUGGGGGCUCUCAUAGUUUCAUUUAAUUCAGCCACUUUAACUAUCAGCAAUUCAAAAUCAUAUGUUCUCAUAAAUGACCAAAGAGAGUAUGGAAUAAUAAUGAAUCAAGCAGAGGCAUCAGGAAAAGUAUACUUGAACUUUACAAAUUUUGAUAUAAAAAAAUCUUCUAGCCCUUUUGCUCUAUAUUUAUACGUCACAAUGCUAUCAAAUAGUGAUAACUCAGUUCAUGUUAGUGCAUUUUAUUCAGUACCUACUUCAUUUUCAGAUACAAAUAUGUAUAGUGAUGAACAAAUUUCAAUGAAUAUAGAAAAUAGCAACAUUAAAUAUAUUUCAUCUAAAGAUUUGCGCUUUCCAGCUUCUUUCGAAGCUCCAGCCAAAAUUGCUGUUAUUAACGAAGUUUCUCCCAUUACUUUUCAGAUAAGACCGUUAGAAGAUAUAGAUGCGGGAAAUGGCAUAAUUCGCCUUGCUUUUGAUCCAAACAUUAUCACCAGUGAUUCAUCAACAUAUUGGGCCACCUUUCAAGAUGUAUCAGCAGUUGAUAUAUAUUCUGCCGCAAGGGUCUUAGUUUCUACAACUAGCCCUAUAACAAUAGAUAUAUAUGCUCCUCUCAGCCUGAAAUUAGAUGCGUCAAAAAAAUAUAAAGUUUCAUUUGGAACUUAUGGCACAAAUAUUGGGUUUAAAAUUGAUUCUGAUACUAUCAAAGCGAGCUUAGAUAUCUUCAAGUCUGGUUCAACUACAUCAUCAAGUGACUAUACGGCAAAAUUAGUUCCUUUACAAAUUUACUCUCCAUUUACCAAGCUAUACGGGAAUUCAUAUGUUUCGGACAAAACUAAAUCUACAUUCAUUGAAAUUAACUUUCAGGUAGAUGCUGACAUAACUAAGCCUAGUGAAAUUCUAGUUGGAUUUCCCCUUUUUGAUGCCGCCUCAAACUCUCUAUUCAGUUCAACAACCUCAAGUAACGCAAACGGAAACUGUUAUCUGGCUUACACAUCUGAGGGAAGUCUAAAAAGUGAACAAAUUUGCACUUUCUUGAACCAUAAUGAGCAAGAUUAUACCCUGCCGAAAAUCUUAUAUUUGAAAGUAUUUGUUAAUAAUAAAAUUGAUGCAGGCAGUCUAGCAACUUUAUGAAUUUCAAAUAUUGUAAAUCCUUCGGAUACAUACUCUACAGAUAUUUUUGUUUAUGCUUUGGGAGCAAAUAAAAAAUAUGGCUUAGCUCUCAAAAAUUUUUUCACAAUAAAAUCCAACUCAAACACUCUAUUAACUUAUCAAAAAAGCAACCCUAGCACUCAAAAAGUGUUUACUGAAUUUAAUUUGAUUUUUAGUCCUUCUCAAAAUAUUGAAUCAAAGACUGACGCUUUUAUAUUCAUUUUUAGUCCUACAGAUUUCUCAUUAUCUUCGUCAAGCAAAGCAUCUGUAAGCAAUUCUGCAUCUCCAGCAGAUACAGGAAUAUGCAAAAUGAUUCCAAGCAGUGGGUGAAUGCUUUAUAUCCCUCAGCAGCAGAUAAUUGGGUCGUCUACACCUGAAACUACUUUUGAAUUUAAAAAUGUUUUUUAUAGCUACACUACGACAAAAUAUAUAGAAGGCUAUGCAAUUUCAAACGGGAUGCUCCUUGAACAAUACACAUUUAAUUCUGACACUAUUCAAAUCAGUUCUGGUGGUAUCGAUGAUAAUUCAAGUACUGAUCCAUACUCAUUCUGGGAAAUAACUUUCAGUUAUACAAUUCCAAAUGCUAUCCCAAGCCAAGGAAGUACAAGUAUUUUAUUUCCCACAGGGAUUACUUCAACGACUACUAAUCCAUCUUCAAUAGCUUGCAGAAUGACAGCUACUGGCUGCGGAACUUCAUUUAAUGGAAAUCUUCUAAAAUGUGAACCAACAGACUCGAAUCAGAGGUGGCUUAUAAGUGGAUUUGGAGGUUGUAAUGCAGAUAGUACACUAACUGUUAAAGGAAUGGUAACUAUUUCAUCUUUAAUAUCAGGCCAAUAUAUAAUAAGCACGCAUAAAGAUUCUGCAGGCUCACAGACUAUAGAUCAAUGUUCAGGUGGUCCCCAAUCGCAGAACUCCCAGUAUAAUAUAUUAUCUGCAGAUGAUUUAUUUAGCAACUAUUAUGUUAUGAAAUCAUCUUUGACUCCUAUACGAGGUUCUGAGGGACAAUUAACGCUAAUUUUUAAAUUAGCUGCAUCUCCAUUAUCUACAGACAAUAUAUCGAUAACUGUUCCUUCUACUGGCAGUUCUUAUCCUUUUUCUUAUACCCCAUCAACAGGCAGAGCAGUCUGCAAGUUCAUUGAUUCUAAUGGUAUCGAGUAUAGCUCUCAGAAAUGCUCUUUCGACUCAACUUCCAAGAAGUGGACUAUAGCUAUGCCAUCACUAAAGACAAUAGAAAAUAAUCUUAAGUGAAUAUUACGCAUUUUCACUACUGGAGAGGUAAAAAAUGGUAUAGCUUUCCCUUCAUCAGGAAAGCCAUAUAUAAUUGUAUCUCUUUAUGAUUCAGCUGGCACAGCUGCAAAAUGGGCGGUUUCCGAAUUUGUAGAUAUUUUAGGUCAAACAGCCUUCAGCACCCUAAAAGUCAUUCCACUGAUUGCUAAGGAAAAUUCUAAAUCAAUUUUUAAAAUUUCCCUUAAAACUACAAUCCCUGAUCCAAGUUAUUUAAUUGCUGAAUUUCCCACUCAUUUCAAUGGCAUAGAUUAUUAUGAUCAAUCACUUGGCAUGGCAUCGCAAACUACUCUCGGAUGUGCUUACAGCGACUCUAGCAAAGUUACUCACCAGGUUAGCUGCUAUAUCAGAUUUGGCCAGAAUAAAGGCUCAUCAGAUACUGACAUCAAUUAUAGGCCAGCCAUUGUUAUUAUUCCAGUAACAUUCACAAGUUCUGAUCAAAUAGAUCUUUUCAUUCCUCAAAUUACCCUUUACUCUAGCUCUGGAUUAACAUCUUAUGUCAGAGUAAGGCUAAUAAAGUUGGAUUCUGAUAAAUGAGACACAUAUGUAUCAGAGGGGGUCAUCUGAUAUGCUCUGACAACCUUCUCAUCAGCAAAUCCAACUACUCCAACCGAAAAUUCAUAUACUUCAAACUUAAACCCCAAAAACACUUGGGCUUCGUCUCAAACAAUUUCACUUACAGUUAGCAGCUCUAAUAUUGUUGCUGGAUCUGAAUUAAUAAUUUUUAAGUUCCCAUACGCAAUUGGAACAAGUGUAAUAAUUUCUGAGUGUCAAUUAAGCUUGAUUUUGGAGCCUUUAUACACCAUUAUUUGUCAGCCGAAAUCAGCAAUUACAUCUUCAGAAACUACCUGACAUUUUACAUCAUGGACCAAUCUGAACUACAAUCCAUUAACCAAUAUUGUUGUUGCCACCUUUAUAAAGGAUCAGGAUGUAAAAUCCGAAGUAACAUUUAGUAAUAAUGAUAAGGAGUAUGAUCCUGAUACUUUUGAUAGUACAACUAGCAUUUCAGCAUAUGAUUCAGUUGAUCUUUCUCAAGGACUUACAAUGAAAUAUAGUCUUACAAUAAAAGUUGGCCAAAAUUACCCUAAAAGUUCUUAUUUCCAAAUCAUUUUUCCAGAUGAGUUUGUUCUUGGAUUUAGAUGUGAUUUUAUAUUCUCAGAUAGCACUAAGUUAAACAAUCAGAAUGGGUUCGGCUCAUGCAAAAAAGAUAACACACAUAACUUUUUCUUAGUAUCAGGAUUUACAUAUAGCCAAGAAACAAUAACAAUUAUACUCCCUGUAACAAAUCCAAAUUCUUCUGGGGGUAAACCAAUCACUUUGAAAUUUUGCCAAGAAGAAACUUGUAGCCACUCAGUCAUGAAUUCAAUUACCAAAGAUAUUACAAUUUCACCUAAGAUUGCUUUAAAGAAAUCUUCAGUAGUUUCUCCUGGACUGCGAGAUUCAAAAGUACCAAUAAGGCAAGGUGAGUAUGGGGAUCUUCAAUUUUCAAUUAAAACUGACUCUAAGCCAAUCACUAAAAAGACUGGAUACAUCACAAUCACCACAGCUGUCGAAGUGUUUGUGACAUCAUCAUCAGAACCAUAUACCUGCCGAGCUCUGUGAAUAAGCAGUUCAACAACAUAUAUGUCCUAUGACUGCAUUUAUAGCCAGAUUACUUCCUCGAGUCCGGCAUAUAACCAAAUCAAAGUGUAUGCUCCAGAAACAACUGAUAUAUCAGCAUCUCAUUAAAAUAUGGCGUCUUCGUCUGGGCAUGGCCUCCCGGCCAUGCAGCCUCGACUCAUAUUUUAAUUAUAUCCGACAAGGUUUUGCAUUUCAGAGAAGGACAGCAAUGCUAGGUAAGCAAUUCUGGUGGAGCUCAGAGCCUAGCCCAAGUCUAAUUUCAGGAAUGUUUUUUCCUCAUGGGGAAGGAGGCACGUGAGUUGGAAAGGGGAAGCUCAGCAGAGUCCGUUAGGACCAUUCGGGCAACUCCUUAGCGUGAAACUGGGCGUUACGUCCCAGGCUUCGUGUUUUUCCUUUUUGCCGAAAGCCUACCAGAAAAUCCAUUUUUUAUGGAUUUUCGGAAUGGCAACCCAUGUCCUCAAGCGAAGUAGCUCAGUCGUGAGCCGUCGAAGUCGGCAACACCUGCGACUAGGUGCACCUUGGCGUAGCAAAGCUGGUCGACCCAGAGGCCGGUGGGCCCGAUGCGCCAUAGGCAGGCGGAAGCUCUGGGAUGGGCAACCCCGUAAGAGACGUUAAGCGUAUAAAUCUAAUAGAAUAGAUAUAUCAGCAUCUCAAGUCUGAAAUGUUGUCGUUACAUCUAUAAAUCCCGAAAAUCAAGGCUUCAAGUUCCAAAAUCCGAGCUCAAACUAUCGUUAUAAGGUAAUGGUGCGGAAUGAUGACUUUUACUACUAUUUCAAGACUGAACUUUUCAUCGCUCCCCCUCAGUUUGCUUCUUGUACUAUUGAGCACUUUGUUAAAGCAAAAAAUACCAUGAAUGGGUUUUACAUAUCAUUCCAGCAGUCACUGGCUCAGGGAAUUGGUUAUACUUCCGGUUCCUCUGAUGGAAAGUCAGAAAUUAUAUUGGAAUUUGAUAGUUCAGUAUGAACCCCAAACCUAGGAACUUCUGUGAGUGCUACGGAUUAUACAGAUGAUUGGGCAAUUACUGAUUGUGCAGGGUUUUCGUCAACCUGCUACUUAAGAAGAGGCCAUUCUAAUACGAAUGCAGAAAUAUGGAUAAGAAAAUAUGACGCUAUAUCUUCUGGAACUUCAAAAAUUGUCAUUUUACCAGUUACGAAUCCAAAUGAUGCUGAAAAGAUAAUUAAUAUCAAAAUGUAUGCAAGACAGUGAACCUCAAGCACAACAUAUGAUUUUCAGUAUCUUUUUUAUCGGGAAUUCAACUAUAUUUAUAUGACUGAAACAGCUCAAAGCCCUCCAAAUUCUCAAACAUCCUUAUCAGUUUCAUAUGAUUCGAAAGCUAUUUCAAGCACUACGAACACUGCAACUUUUACUAUUAAAGGCUCUCAAGAUAUACAAUAUGAUCCUUCGAAUGGAAAAAUUGGUGCUUGCGUUUUAAAAAUGAACAAUAAUUACUUUAGUCUAUCUGGGGUUACAGGCCCUACAGAGACUUAUAUUUUCCCAAUCCAUUCUUAUAUUGCAACAUUUCCGUCAACAGCUUGAAGUUUGGCUUCAUCUCCAACCAAAGACUAUCUCGCUUUUGCCACUCCAGCCUAUGGAGCUCAAGUUUCAUGGAUUGGAUGGAUAUGGUAUAACGGAGCUUACACAGACUCACUGACUUACUCCACUUUUAAUUUGGAUAGAGAAACCACAACUGGCUUGAUCCCAACGCUUCUUGAAGAAGGAACAUAUGGGCCUUAUUCAGGAAGAACAGAUACGUAUACUAUAAAGAUAAAUCCAAUCAAACCAAUCCCUAAAGGAGGUAGCAUUUUAAUUUUGAUCCCAAGCGAGUUCACAGCUCUCAGUACUAAUUGCUGGGUUCAAAAUGGCUUAACAGGAAACUGGAAUUGUCAAGCGUCUUCAAAUCCUCAAAAAUGAAAAAUAACUGGAUUCUCAGCAUACACCGAUUCCACCAACCCUAUAUUUAUUUCUGGAACUUUAACUUCAGCUACAACAUCUACCACAACUGCGAUUACUUCUUUUGAAGUUCAGAUCUAUGGAAUUAAUGGUGACACAAAUACUCUCAUUGAGUCUAACACAGCAAGUCUCUCAGCAUCAUCUAUUUUAAGUGCACCUCAGGCAUUAGCCUCGUCAACCUUCGGCCAGCAAUACAAACCCCAAUACCCUUCAAGACCUGGAGAGUAUUCAGGAAUUAUCUUUGACAUAACGCCUAGAACAAAUGGAUACAGCUUUCAUGACACAAUUGACUUUUAUUUAGAUUCUUCUGCUUCCUUUUUAAGUACUACGUCUUCCAAUCAGUAUCUUCAACUUCAGUGCAUUGUAACUGAUGGAAUCAACUAUGUCCGAGCAGAGAAAUGCACUUCACAUACGACUCCAAACUAUAUCCAAAUAGAAAUUCCUGAACAAAUGACAAUCCCCGCUGCAAGCUCUAGACAGAUUCAAAUUUUAUAUAGAUUUGCUGACUCUGAUAGCAACAAUGGAAUAUUAUUGCCAAGCUCAAUUACUGAAGCCUAUGGAACUUCUUGGUACCUGAAUGCUAACGUGGCCUCUCCUUUAAGUGUGCAAAUGUUCAAGUUCACUCAGCUUUUGUAUGGGGCGAAGAUAUCAUCUUUGUCAAUAAAGCUUGGCCACACAAAUAAAGGCUAUUCAACUUUUCUUGAUAUAGUGAUGACUCUAGCAAGUAGUAUUAGCGCAACUGAUGUUAUCCGUCUUUCUCUCCCUACGUUCAAUGGACUUGACAAGCUUUUUGAUCCAGAUCUCGGCAUUGGGGCACUAACUGGCAAAUCAGUCACCCUUAAUUGUGGCGAAUUUGAGGGAUCUACUCUUCAAGCUGCUAUCUGCAAGUUUACAGUUCCAGAUAUUUCUACUUCUUAUAACCCUGUAAAUAUAGAAAUUACUGGAUUAGCAAUAACCUCAGGAGUGAGCUCAACUAUAAGAAUUGCAAAUAUUAAAAAUCCAACUCUUGAUGCUGAUACAAUAUUUUCACAGGACCUCAAUUGUAUAGCAAAACUAACAAUAGUGAAAGAGUACUUCGACUAUGAUUUGAUUAAAUAUGAUUAUUUUGAUUAAUUAGUUAAGCGGGUCACGGAGGUUUAUUUCAGCCUCUACCCAGCGCUGCCAGCUUCAGGCUUGCGCCCUAUGCACCGGCUCUCUGUUGCUCACUCCAUUUUCUGUCGACGUCACCAAAAAAUGGUGACGUCGCCAUCUGACAGGGAGACUCACCCAGGUACUCCAUUGAUCAGGGUCUAGUGACCCGGCGCCGUCCUUUCUGGGGAGGGGGAAAAGUAGCCUUCCGGAGUCUUCUUCAGGUCCCCAAGCUCCACUACAAGCUUCCUCACUUCCUUCUAGUCCUGAAGUGUGACUCCUGAUUCUGCGGCUCUGGUCUACUCGUCUUUGUGAGAGGCAAAAAACCUUGUCGUGGUGUCCCGACCAAGGUAAAAAACCCACCCUGGACACAAUAUCCAGGCCCCGUUUACUUCUUAAACCCGUAUUCCAAGAGGGUACGGGAGAAGGACGGGUCGGAUGGCUCGCCAUUUUAAUUGUGAUUAAAUAUGAAGAUGAUGUAUUUUUAUAUAAAAGCUUGAGCACUUUUUCUCCAGCUUCGAUAUCAGAUUCAACUGCAACUUCUUCAACAACUCUAACUUUAACUGACUUUGCCAGUAAUGGAAUUGUCAUUACUCUUUCUUCGCCUUCAGGCACUGUUGAUGCUGCAGGUGGCUCAUAUAUUCUAAUGAUGGACUCUGCAUUCGAUUUGCCAGCAUUUGCAGGAGAUAAAGUGGCAGGGAGCUGUGAUGGUUCUGCUACAUGCAAAUCAUUAUCUUUCGGAUCCUCUCAAUGAAUAACAACUGAUAUCACCUUAUCUGCUACAUAUAAUCUUAAUGGAAAAACACUUACUUUAAACUCGAACACAGGCUUUAUUUCUGCAAAUUAUCAUCAAAAUUCGCAAUACACUCUAACUCUAUACGUUAUCUCCAAGCAAGUAUUGAUCGAAAUUCAUACCAUAAAGUUAGAUUCCUUCAAUCCUCGAGCUCCCACCAGCGUGACAAUAACAAACCAGCAAGGAUCCACAAUCCCUAAAAACUACUACGAUAUUUAUACAAUCGAUAUUCUUCCAGUUUCUUCAAGCUCUCCUUUAAAAAGAGUUGACAUCAUUUUCCCUUCCUCUUUUCAGUUCAUAGACUACCAAUGCAGAUCUUAUUCAGGAGUAACCACAAUAGCAACUCCGCCUUUAUCAUGCAAAAGUGAUUGCACGUCAACAUCUUGUGCAAGCAAACAUGUGAUUUUGACAAACUUUAAUUAUGAUAACGCAUCUCAUAUAAAAGUCUCUAUAGGUGCUUUAUCUUCAAGUACUGCUGGGCCUGCAGGGAAUUUAGAAGUGCGCUUAUAUGACUCAACCGAUACAAGCUUAUUUGCACAGGAAGAUACUUCUCAGUCUUUUGGGACAGUUCAAAGCUAUUCUAGUACUUAUGACUUUUGGGUUGAUUGAGUGACAACUGAUCUUUAUUCAAGAAAAAUCAGAGCAGGAGAAAUAGGAGAUAUAUAUUUAAGGAUCCAGCCUCACAUUGAUUUGCCGAUGGGCACAACGUUAUAUAUCAGUUUUCCAGCUGGUUUUGGACCUGCAGGUGGCAAUCCAUAUUGUGUAAUUGGAGAAGGAGAUUUAUACUAUAAUAAUUUUCCUCUAUAUUGAAGCCGAAACUACACUCAUCCUGUUUCCAAGUCCUGCACAUGAAAGCAAAAUAUAUUAGAAGUUUUGCUGCAAUCAGAGGAUACCAGUGAGUUUUCUGGGUUUUUCAAAAAUCAGUGUGCGUUUCUACAAUUAACAACAACAGGGCAGACUGUGAAUGGGUUCAGAGUUCCAGAUUCCCCAGGAUAUUAUCAACUAGAGGCCUACGCUAUGUAUGAUAACAGCCUUAUUGAAAUUUCAUUUCCAUCAUUAUAUAUCUCGCCUUCGUCAACUUUUGCAGACCUAUCAAUUUCUUUAACGAAUUUAGAAACGAAUUAUCCGACUGUCCUCAAGGUUUCUUUCACAACAUCGCAAUAUAUUCCGCCUGGAUAUCCAAAUACUGUUAAAAACGAAGCAGGACCACAAGGGACUAUACAAAUAAAUUUCGAAAUUUUCCAAAGCUUUUCAGAUAACUUAGGGUACUAUUCCACUGGAAAUUCUGUUCCUUGCGCUAAGAUCCUAGGAAUCCUUCCGAAAGAAGGUGAAAGCCUAAAGUGUAUUUUUACGAAGGGAGACUCAACUCUAACCAGACCAUCCAAUUCGUAUAUAUCGAUCACCAAUUUCCAAGAAAUUCAGGCAAACACACUUAUAGAGAUCCAUUUCUCUAAAAUUAAAAAUGGAGCAACUGACGCUUACAAGCCAACGGUUGGCGUUGGGAUAUAUCAAACGUACUCAGAUGGAACAAUCGUUUGAAUCUAUGAUAUAUCUUAUAAGACUCUUUCAGCUAUUUCUACUACAACCCAAACCUCUAAUCUAGCCCAAACCUUAUCUCUAUCACAAAAUACAGUCGGAGCAACAUGCACAGCAACCUUAAGUUUCAAUAUUUUAACUGCGCUGAGUGCAAAUGAUUUAAUUACCAUCACUUUCCCAUCAGUUUACCCUAUCCCAGACUCUGGCUUGACUGUGAAUAUAAAGAAAGGAGCAUCAAACAUUUUAUCUAGUCUUUCAUAUAACUUAUAUCCACAGACAGGCAUAAUAGUUAUAUAUUUAGGUGCAAGCUCUCUUGCUGCAGAUUCCUAUUCUAUUGAACUGCAAAACAUGAAAAAUCCUGCAUCAGUUUUUACUUGUUCCAGCUGCUAUGUGAACUACUAUACAGUAAAAUCAAAUAAUGUUGCAGAAGUUUUUACUACUUCAGCCAUUUCAACUAAUCCUGGACUGGCAGCUCAAACGGCGGCAAUUUCAGUGCUUACUUUAUCAGACUACUCUGCUAGCGCAGUCUAUGUCCAGCUUGCAAUGACUGUUGUCCCAAGCAUUUCCAUUCCUAAAGGAGGAUAUCUUCAAGUUUACAUGCCUGCAGAGUUUCCAAGAUUUAGUGAUAGCAGCCCAGUUCCUAUUUGUUCAUCAAUAUAUCAAUGCACUGUCUAUGACAGAGUGAUUCAGGUAUCUGGGUUUACUUCUGACUAUAGUGGAAAUAUAGAUAUCACUGUAACUGGAAUGAAAAACCCAAGCAAGACUGGAGCCACUUCAACAGGAUCGCAAGGCUUCAAAAUUUAUGCUUAUGACUCAAAUAACUUUUUAGUCAUUUUCAGCCAAUUAACAAAUAGAGUCACAAUUUCAAGCAAAGUUUCUGAGCCAAGCUCACAGUUUACAGUAAAAGCUCGAUUUAAAGCAAUCGGUGUGUCAGAUACUUAUACGUUUAAUAUAUUUAUGCCUGUCAUGCUUCAAGUUGGGACUCAAGUAGUGCUUGGAUUUCCCGACUCUUAUUCUCUAAGUUCAUCCAUAAGCUGUUCAUCAGACUUUCUGUCCACUUGCUCUGCUCAAAAUUCUAAGGUGACACUCACAACGCUUGAAACUGUGGCUCUUUAUAGCACAGUUAAUAUUUAUUUAUCAAAUGUUAUCAACCCGACCAUCACAAUCGACCAAGGAUCAACUAGUAAAACAGUAAGCCCAUUUUAUGCAAACAUUUAUUAUGAUCAAUCCCUAAUUGCAAGGUCUGAUAAUAGCAGUAUGCAAAUUUAUCAAAAGCCUGCAAAUGCUAUAGUUACUAAUUGAACUUAUUACCCUACAAAUAGUGGCGAACAAGCCUAUUACACCUUUAAGAUCAAAACUGAUAUUAGCUUAACUAAAAGUAACAGCAUUGGACUUAUAAUUAGGUUCCCAGAAGAAUACGCUGAUGGUCUAGUCCCUAAUGAUGUCAAAUUCUUAUGCAGCUCUUCAGGGACAUUUACAAACUGCAAUUUGAAUGGAAACAGAGAAGUCAGUUUUAGCAUUCUAAACUACAACCUCACUGAGAAUAGAGAAAUCGCUAUCAGCAUGUAUGGAAUUGGAAAUCCAUCUGCAGGGCUUACAAGCUAUUUGGAAAUUUUUGUAAUUGACAAUACUGCAGGUAUAUAAUUAAAUAUGGCGUCUUCGUCUGGGCAUGGCCUCCCGGCCAUGCAGCCUCGACUCAUAUUUUAAUUAUAUCCGGCAAAGUUUUACCAUUCUAGAGAUGGACAGCAAUACUAGGUAAGCAAUUCUGGUGGUGUUCAGAGCCUAGUCCUAGUCUAUUCUCAGGGGUGGAUUUUUCCUCGUGGGGAAGGAGGGCAUGGAGUUGGAAAGGGGAAGCUCAGCAAAGUCUUUAGGACCAAUCGGGCAAUUCCCUAGCGUGAAACUGGGCGUUACGUCCCAGGCUACGUUCUUUUCUUUUUUGCCGAUAGCCGACCAGAAAAAUCCAUUUUUUGGAGUUUUUUCGGAAAAAGCAACCCCAUGUAUCAAGCAAGUAGCUCAUCCAUGAGCCGUCGAAGCCGGAACACUUUACCGAGAAGCAUCCUGGUGAUCGAAGCAGGCCAUCCCCAACGACCUGUGGGCCCGAUGCGACGCAAGGCGAGUGAUAGUACCUGGGUUGUCACACCCCGUAGUGGACGUUAAGCGUUAUAAAUUCUAUAAGAUAAGAUAAGACAAUACUGCAGGUGUCGCCUUAGGCGAUUCAGGAAAUGCGUUAGUCUUUAAUAUAACGCGCGCUGCUGAUAUUGUUCCUCUCAACUCAAUAGACGCAGAACAAUCAAUUCUAAAUACUUUGACCUCCUAUACUUUUUCAAUUGACUUAUCUGGUAAAACUGUUUUGGCGACUGAUGUAGUGUGGAUUGAUUGGCCGACAGAAAUAUCAAGAAUCUUUACUCAAACGACUUGCACUGCAGAUAUGGUCUAUUCUUCUACAACUUACAAGCUAGAUUGUAAACUUUUAGCAUAUACUGGGUAUACCAGGACUGAAAUAUCAAAUCUUCCUAGUCUUCAAAGCCCAAGCACAAUUGUAAAUCUUACUCUGUUUAACAUCCCCACUCCAAACUCAGCAGGAGUCACAGAAAGGUUCUAUCUGAGAUUUGCUGAUUCUACACAUGUAAAAUACCGAUCUUUUCCUAUGCUUACCCAAAUCCCAUCUUUAAGCUUCAGCAACAGCAGCUAUAGCAUUUCAUCUCCUACAAGUGUCUCUGUUCUCCAAGGCACUUACUCAGAUUUUCUUUCUGUAACCCUUCAGCUUCCGUCAUAUACCACACUAAGUCUUACCUUAUCCACUACAAAUUCCCAAUUAAAGCUAUCACCAUCAAAGAUAUCUAUGCAAUAUGCCUGGGAUACAGCUAAAACUUUCAGAAUUGGAGCUCUGUCUAGUCUUAACUCUGGCUAUUACACGCUUUCUUGGCAAAUUGAAGCAGAUUCUACGAACUCCGCUACUUAUUAUACUCCAAAGGAUAUCAUUGUGAAUGUGCUGCCACAAACUCAAACUUAUAAGAUCUCUAUAGAUAAUAUUGGGGAUUUACCUAUUAAUGGAACAACAGUGCCUAUCAAUGUUGAACUAGAGCGCCCUGUUGCUGACUACCUAAUAGUUUCUGUGUCUGCUGACUUUCUCUCUCAGUGAGCGAACAAAAAAAUUUUUGAUCUGACCAAAAUUUACUUAAUCAGACAAAAAAGGCCGUCCCCGUUGACAAAUCAUAACCAUUAUUGGGCUAGUUACAGGGAAAACAUACAAAUUUUAUAGUAAAUUUAUUUAAAAAUUUGAAAGUGAAAAUUAAUUUAAUUUCAAAAUUUAUGUUUUUAAAGUUUAAGCUGAUUAAAAUUCAUAGAAUUAGCUAGAAAUUUCUUUAUAGUAACUGAUACUUAAUAUCAUAAAUUUUUUCAGAAAAAAUUUCAUAUUUAAAAUAAAUAUUUUGUUCAUCACCGAAGAGGGAGUGAGGAUUCACCAGAUUCUUUUAUUUUUGACCCAUUUAAUUUAGCUUUCAAUGACGGAGAGUAUAAAAAAUCAUUCACAAUUACAGCAAAGCCUGGAGCAGUUUCUACCUUUAUUGACUUUAAAAUAAGUGGGCCAUCUUCUUCAUGCUUCUAUUUACAAAAAUCGAAAACUGUGUUAGCCAUUGCUUCAUCUUCAACAGAAGUCCCUGAAAUCUUAAGUGCUAGCAUGACUAAAAUAGGAAGGGUUAAUGCCGAAGCCAAAGUUUCGUUAAGUCAAUAUGGCACAGUUUAUUAUAUGCUGACCCAUCCAGGCUCAGCAGUUCCAAACGUAACUAGUAUAAUCAAGAAAGUAAGAGUAAAUAAUGAUGAUUAUCAAGCAUUUGGAUCCUCUUUUACCUCUCCUCAACUUAUAAGCUCCAUGAUAUCAAUUCCAGACCUUCGCGACAAUACUAAUUAUAUGAUAUCAUUUGCUGCUGUGGGCCUCAAUGGAAUUGCUUCCAAAUCCAUAAAAACUUUAUAUUUCACAACCUCGGCUUCUUACAAGCCAGCCAAAUUUAACGUUUACACGACAUCUUUAUCUUCUCCAUCCAAAGUGAUUGAUGCUGUGUCUAGAACACUUGCUUUGCCAGCCUCUUUAUUCUAUCAUACAGGAAUUGAUCCAGCAUCGUAUGAUAUAUUCAAUAGAAGAUUGACCAGCAUUUUAUACUAUGAAAUCACAAUGGUGGCUAAUAGAAGCUUAGACAUGCAAUCCCCAUUGAGCUAUGUCCAAACUUUGGAUAACAAUUUAGAUUUACUGAAAAACCACUUGCCUAAUCUUGAUACAAACUAUUCAGUUACUUCUAAUGCAUUGGAAGUUACGUAUAAGGCUCCAUUAUUUUCUAUAUCUCCAAGCCUUGUUUAUAAUAGCUCAGAUACAUAUAAGUUCAAUGUAAAACUUAACGGCUUGGGGAAAAUUUAUGUUAUUGGACUUCCUUUAGGAGAGGCAAUGCCAAAUUCAUGGCAAAUCUCAAAUGGUUUUAACUCAACAAACAACAAAGUGGACAUUUCCCAAGAUAUAGAUAUUUCAACAAUAAACGCAGUUAACAUUACUUUCCAGAAUGCUACUAAUGGAAACUAUGAAUUUUGGUUUACGGGAGCAAAUAAUAGACCUUUGGAUCCUGACUUAAUGGCUGAUAGCAACAUUCAAAGUAUAAUUUGUCUUGCGGAGAAGAAAAGACCUACCCUUGUUCUUAUUAAAGAUGCAGCUUUUGAAUUAUCAAUCGUCUGGGCUGCAGCUUUGGUCUUUAUUUAA